GCACAUAUACAAUGCCUCCCCUACCACUCAAGUUCGACGAGGAGACUCUGAAACUCCUGGACGCUGUCGAGAGGCACGCGAAAGAUAUCGAAGAUUUCCAGAUUCCCCGUCUUCGCUCGUGCGAAGGACCGUUCGCAGUCCAGCAAACGUUGGCGUCAGAACUACGGGAGGACGUGGAUGCAUUGGCCCGGCAAGUGGAGGCAUUAGAUGUGCUUGUCGAUGAUCAGCGGGGUGCCAGCAACAAAAGGGGCCUGCGGACUAUCGUCGAAGAGCUGAGCGAAAGACUGAACGCAAUAAGACGGGAAUCCCGUGCAGCACUCUUAGCAUCGAAGCGUACACUCGACUCUCUUUCAACUUCACGCCGCGACGAAUUGCUGGGGUCCGCUUCUGUUUCAGAGAAGCAAGGAUCGAAUGGACGUUUUGCCGAGGAUGCGCUCAUGGCUGCGAGCGACAAGGUCACAGACGCAAUGCAGCGCACAAUGGAGCUUAUGGAUGCAGAGCUGAAGCGAUCUGUGCUCGUUUCGCAGACACUAGCCGACUCCACGGCCACACUCAAGUCCACUUCAUUGACGCAUGAUACUCUCACCACCGUCUUGGAUACCUCGAAGCAUCUCGUGACGGCCCUCGAGAAGGCUGACACGCUUGACCGAUUGUUGAUCGGCGCAGCACUGGUGCUUUUCAUCCUAGUUGUGCUCUUCAUUCUCAAGCAACGAAUAUUUGACCGUGGAAUGCGCGUGGCCUUCUGGUGGACCCGUUUCCUGCCUGAUUUCAGCGGAGACGGCGAUCUAUUGAACGUCGGAAGGGAACUGGGACUUUUGAAAUCGUUUCCAGCACGUUGGCCUCCACCGCAUCUUCGAUUCUAACAGUAUCGACUGCGGAGGCAGCACAUUUGGCAGAGAACACCUUGUCAGUACUUGCGACGUUGGAAUCUCUAUCAGCGACAUUGGAGUCUAUUCCUACGGCAUCGGAGUCUCUUUCUGGGGCAUCGGAGUCGGCGUCGGAGUCCCCUUCGGCGACACCGGAGGCUUUUUCUACGGCACUGGAUUCUUUUUCGACGACGCAGGCCCGUACACCAGAGUCGACAGCUCGCGA
Mycena citricolor is the source of this 1092-nucleotide messenger RNA. The record is from the annotation of a GenBank genome assembly. Lineage: Eukaryota; Fungi; Basidiomycota; Agaricomycetes; Agaricales; Mycenaceae.